This is a messenger RNA of Corticium candelabrum, 2557 nucleotides long. RefSeq lists its product as uncharacterized. NCBI's taxonomy places the organism in Eukaryota, Metazoa, Porifera, Homoscleromorpha, Homosclerophorida, Plakinidae. Gene Ontology annotation, biological process: snRNA transcription by RNA polymerase II; snRNA transcription by RNA polymerase III. The record is from RefSeq and is a predicted model, not a curated record. Gene Ontology annotation, molecular function: RNA polymerase II cis-regulatory region sequence-specific DNA binding; RNA polymerase III type 3 promoter sequence-specific DNA binding. Gene Ontology annotation, cellular component: snRNA-activating protein complex. The coding region runs from base 843 to 2369 and encodes 508 amino acids. The transcript is spliced from 9 exons.
AGUGUGGAAUGUAGAUAGUCGAAAGGUAGAGAAACAGUAACAUGUCCAGAAGCAGAUGUCACCAAAGCUGACAAGGCACCACCGCUGUAGAGUGAUAUUGCAGAAAUCCUUGACAACCUCAGAGACAGGCUGACUGAUGGAAUAGAAACAGACAUAAUUGAAGAAAGUUGAUAGUAGAAAGGAAAACCGAAAAAAUGACGAGAAGAUUCACCAACAGUAAACUGAAGAAGAUUGAUAGUAGAAAGAAGAAAGAGUACACGAUGAGAAGAAACACCAACAAUUGACACCAACGUUGACAAGGCACCGCCGCUUAUUAGGGAUAUUGCAGAAAUCAUUGACAACCUCAGAGACAAGCUGACUGGUAAAGAAUAAAACGACAUAACUGAAGAAAGUUGACAGUGGAGAAGAACAAACAAAACAACAUGACAAGCAGAAUCACCAGCAGGUGCUACCAACAUUGACAAAGCACCGCCGCUUGAAAGGGAUAUUGCAGAAUUCUUUGACGUGAGAAACGGGCUAACUGGUAAAUCAGAAAUGACAACUGACGAAACCGAAUGAAAACAAAGAAGAAAAAACGUAGAAAUAAGUGAAUUAGAAGCCACAACCAAAAGGAGAAAACACCCAAAACACAACAAUUGUUCAUUCCAAGAAAGGGUGCCCUGACCACGAAAAGGAUUGACGCAAACUGCCACUGCGGCCGAUGGCGUCCUCGAGAUUUGACUUGUGCUCCUCUUCUCUCCUCGCAGCUGCAAACUGGACAGUAGAACACGCGAGACUGGACAGAACAAGAAGACAAGUUGUUGAAAGAAGCUGUUACUUUGUAUGGGGAGAGUAGCUGGCAGAUGAUUGCUGAUCAUGUAGGAGACAGAACGGGACAACAAUGUCUCUUUCGUUGGACAAAAAGCGUCGAUCCACGAUUGAAGAAAGGAAAAUGGUCAGCAGAGGAAGACAAGUCUCUCAGUGAUGCUGUCACUCGGUAUGGUGUUGGACAUUGGGCAAAAAUUAGCAGUGCUGUACCUGGAAGGACAGACUGUCAGUGUCGUGAGCGCUAUAUGAAUAUUCUGCAUCCAGAUGUGAAACAUGGCAACUGGACUGCUGAGGAAGAUAAACACUUGAUGGAAAUUGUUUCUGAAUUCGGUCCAGGAAAAUGGUCUGAAGUGGCUAAGCAUCUGGGAUCUAGAACAGAUAGUUCAUGUUGGAGACGAUGGGCUAGAUUGUCUAGUGCUACACAAGUGGAGAGUUACUUGGUGUCAUCACUCCAGAAACGACAAGCAAUGAUGCGCCCAAUCAAGGAUGCUAUCCGUGAUGAGUAUGAUGAGGAGUUGCUCUCGGACAAGUUUUAUAAACCAAAGAGAAAAGUCUCUCGAGCUUCCCACAGAUCAUGUGCACCUGUAACACGAAAACGGCAUCGGCACUACAAACGUUAUGACAGCAGUGAAUGGGAGACAAGUGAUGAUACGCCUGAAGAAGGGGAUGACGAUGAUUGUGAUGAUGACUAUGACGACGUCACAGGUGCGGAGAAAGAUUAUGACUCUGAUUCAGAAUAUAGACCAAUUCAAACUAUCAGUGGUAGUUCAGAGAAAGGAAUUGGCAGUUUUGGUUUUAGAGGACUUAUGAACAAUGAGAAUGCAAGAGAGUCUAAUGUUAGUAGUCAAGUUGAUGAGCAAACUGCAUUGGGUCAGGAUGAUGGUGAAGGUUUGGAUUUGGAUAAUGAUGAUGAUGACAACGAUGAUGACAACGAUGACGAUGACGAUGGUGAUGACGAUGAUGAUGAUGACGACGACGACGAUGAUGAUGGUGGUGAUGGUGGUGAUGGUGACGGUGAUGAUGACACAAAGAAAGACUUAAAUAAUGCAGUGAUUUUUCACGUUCAACCACAACUUGCACACCAGGCACCAUCUCUAGUACCUUUGUCUGUAAUGCUUCAGGUAUUUGCUAUCAACACAAAAGGCAUUCUACAUCUUCAUCAACAUAAACAAAAUUUGUCAUUGGAAAAUCAGGCGCUAACUUCCUCGGUUGUAUCUCAAAUUGCCUGCUUGCCUCCUAACGUGGCAACUUUGAGAGCUCUGAGGUCACUGCUUCUCUGUAGACGUCAUCUCAUUGGUUCAGCUAGAAGACUGCAGAUGGCAGAUCAAGCUGUAGCGUGUGAAGGAUCUUCUUGUGGUGAUAAGCAGUUUGCUGAACAACAGGCGUUGUCAAAAGCUAUUCGAGAAUCAGUUGCAUAUCGCCAGUUGAGUGCUCGAUUUAGGUCGUUGUUUACUUGGCCAGCUCUUCUAUCAGAACUUCCUGUGAGAUUGAAACAUAUGGGAUCAGUAGAAGCAAUGCAUGCAGGUUCUGUGCAAAGAGAUUCCUUUUCCAGUGGACAGUAGAUGGAGCUUCUGUGAACGUUGUGUAUGAAAGAUUAGCUUAUUCAGGUACCGUAUUUGUUGUAAUACAUAGUUGAACUUGGAACAGCCUCUCAGUCGUGUAUCAGCAACGCGGUAUAGCGUUGGUAUGUAGGGUUGAGUUUGUGUUCAGUCCGUAAGAGCGAGUAUGGGUAUCAAGCGUUUAUGCUACA